This is a messenger RNA of Aspergillus caelatus, 1020 nucleotides long. Its product is annotated as heterokaryon incompatibility protein-domain-containing protein. Lineage: Eukaryota; Fungi; Ascomycota; Eurotiomycetes; Eurotiales; Aspergillaceae. The transcript has a single exon. Bases 1 to 1020 code for a protein of 339 amino acids. The record is from RefSeq and is a predicted model, not a curated record.
AUGCGCUUGCUUCAUGCCUCGGCUUUUGAAAUAAGAACUUUUCCGGAUGGCGACACCCCACCGUAUGCCAUCUUGUCACACACUUGGGAGGAGGAAGUAACCUAUGCCGACUUGCAGGAUUUCCAUAGUACCUACGUCACAGAGAAGAAGGGAUUCGGGAAAAUUAAAUCAAGCUGUCGUGUAGCUAAUGCUGAUGGCUUCACCUACAUUUGGAUUGAUACAUGUUGUAUUGAUAAAUCCAGCAAGGCUGAUCUGACGGAAAUCGUCAGUGCAAUUAACUCUAUGUAUCAAUGGUACGGAGAGGCCAGCAUAUGCUAUGCUUACUUGGCUGAUAUUGUGUCCAAAGAGGAUAUUGGGAACAGCAGGUGGUUCACGAGGGGAUGGACGCUGCAGGAACUCAUCGCUCCACAGCAUAUCAUCUUCCUGAACAAAUAUUGGGAGCCUAUCGGGACAAAGGGCAGCUUGCAGGCUGGGCUAUCCGCGCGUACGAAGAUCCCUGUAGAUAUUCUCUCGGGUGCUGUGAACAUAGAGAAUAUCAGCGUGGCGCAGCGGAUGGCCUGGGCUGCUGGAAGGCAAACUACUAGGUUGGAAGAUCGGGCGUAUUCCCUGUUAGGUCUCUUCGGGAUCAGUAUGCCGUUGCUGUAUGGAGAAGGCCAUACGGCCUUUCUCAGACUCCAAGAAGAGAUUAUAAAAGUCUCGGACGAUGAAAGUAUCCUUGCCUGGAAGUCGACAAAGCGGAAGAAUCAUAGUGGGCCCCUCGCAACUUCUCCAGACGAUUUUUCUGCGUCUGAUGAUAUUAUCCUCCGACAAGACCACUAUUCAGUGGGCCGCAAGGCUCCCUGGGCCGUGAACAAUAAAGGGCUGCAGCUGGAACUGCAUUUCUUAGCAACCGGUGGUUGUGGGGCAGGGCUUGCUAUUCUCAACUGCACACGACUGGGGAAAGAAGACUACUCCAUUGCUAUCUACAUGGUGGAUAAGUUUCUGACGCUGGAUCGGUUCGAGCGAGCUGAAUAUGAUUGA